Molecule: messenger RNA, 864 nt
Organism: Condylostylus longicornis
Lineage: Eukaryota; Metazoa; Arthropoda; Insecta; Diptera; Dolichopodidae
Product: myosin-2 essential light chain
Exons: 3
Coding region: 155-598 (147 amino acids)
Cellular component (GO): myosin II complex
Molecular function (GO): myosin heavy chain binding; calcium ion binding
Source: RefSeq, a predicted model, not a curated record
UGUUGUCAAACUAUAACAUAACGUCACAAGGAAAUCGAAACAAUAAAACUAUUCAAUAUUUAGAGAAUAAGCUACGAAUUAUUAUUAAAAAAAAUAAAAAUAACAAAGUAUUACUUGAUAUUAAUUUAUAAGACAUAGAAUUUUUUAAUUGAAAAUGGGAAAUUAUACUGAAGAUCAAAUAGCUGAAUUUCAAGAAGCAUUUAACCUAUUUGAUAACCGUGGGGAUGGCAAAAUACAAUUAAGUCAAGUUGGCGAAUGUCUUCGGGCUUUAGGUCAAAACCCUACAGAGGCAGAUGUUAAAAAGUGUACUCAUCAGCUAAAAGCAGAUGAAAGAAUACCUUUUGAAGUGUUUUUACCAAUUUAUCAAGCUAUAUCUAAAGCACGUUCAGGAGAUACGGCUGAUGAUUUUAUAGAAGGAUUAAGACAUUUCGAUAAAGACGCAAGCGGAUUUAUUUCAUCGGCAGAAUUAAGGCAUUUAUUAACCACUUUAGGAGAGAAAUUAACUGAUGAAGAAGUUGAACAAUUGCUUGUUAAUCAAGAAGAUUCUCAAGGAAAUGUUAAUUAUGAAGAAUUUGUCCGUAUGGUAAUGAGCGGAUAAAAUUAUUUCAUGUUGAAUAAAAAAAAAUCAAACAAAUUACUUUCAUAAUUAAACAUGUUUUAUGAAACAUAUUAUUUAAUAAUUAAAAAAAAUAACCUUCCAUUUUGGUAGUAUUAUAAACAAAUUUUUAUUAUUUUUUUUUAUACAUAAUUCUAUGCGUCAGUUUCGGAACUUUUUUUUAUAUGUUUAUAUGUACAUACAUGUAUAAUUAUAUAUUUAAUGUAUAUUGCGAUUUUUCUAAUAAACGUUUAUAAUUCGUUUUCAAA